UCCGUGUACUGAUAAGAAGAAAGGCCCAGUAGUCAUAUCAGAGAUGAGCAUCCAUAAGGGGGCGUAUAAAUCGUCACUCAGUGGAAUUAUCAACGUUACCAAAGAUGUGGAGAACGGAUGGCUGCUUUUGGUGACAAUGCAGAAAUGCCACGACCUCCGCAACCUGGACACGUGCGACUUCUUCCGGACGAUGACGGUGGUCAAGGACGGCUGUCAGGGCUCAGGCGAGGCUGACGUCUAUAACGCGUUCUUCCAGUACGUCACGCCCAAGAUGGAGUGCCCAAUAAAGGCGGGUAGCUACAAGAUAAAUAAAUUCCCGGUGUUCACGGGCGACAGCGGGUUGGUGGCCGUCGAGUCGAGGAUAUCUACCAGCGUGUUUGGAUACACCUACCGCAUGGAGGGGCUCGACACCGAAUAUGACAGGAUCCUAUGUGUUGAGGCCCACUUAAUGAUGAUCUACGAGCGAAAUCACGAUUGGUUGAAUGACAUGAAGAAGGAUCGCAUGUCCACUACCAUAUUACCGCUUGUUACCGAGCCUGAAGAUGAAGGGGAUCGCGAUACUGAUGAUUAAGCGGACGAGGGAUGGUGAUGGUGCGAAAGGGGACGGUGAUAAUAAAAUGGGGGAUGUUGCUGGCGAAAAGAACAAUGGUGUCAGUGAAAAGGGGGAUGACGAUGGUGAAAAGGGAGAUGGUGAUGGUGAAAAGCCGGGUGAAGGUGGAGAUAGUGAAAAGAGGGAAGACGAUGGAGUAAAAGACGAUGGUUUCAAUGAAAAGAGGGAUGACGAUGGUGAAAGGGGGGAUGGUUAUAGUAGAAAUGGGGAAGGAAGGAAAAGAGGAUGAUAAUAGCAGUAAAGUAAUUAAUGAUAAUGACGCUAAAGGAAGUAGUGAUAAUGAAUAUAUUGAUAAUGAUAACGAUAAAUAAGUAAAUUACAUUAGGUUUGCAUAAUUCCAAUCUGCAGUAUCAAAUAUAGAUGUGGAUCAAACUGAAAAUAGUCUCUAUAAUUGUAAUACGAACUACUGCAAUUAAAGCUAUUAUGCUACAGGCACAACAUUUAUGUUCGAAGAAUUAACAGGAUCAUGUGAUACUUGGAACAUAAACCCCAUCAACUGUUAUACAAAACCAUGAAUCCUUUGCGAAUAAAUGAUUUUAUUUAGAUUUUUGAUUUGACACUUUCUAAGCUCG
Molecule: messenger RNA, 1182 nt
Organism: Pectinophora gossypiella (pink bollworm)
Lineage: Eukaryota; Metazoa; Arthropoda; Insecta; Lepidoptera; Gelechiidae
Exons: 4
Coding region: 44-571 (175 amino acids)
Source: RefSeq, a predicted model, not a curated record